Porites evermanni is the source of this 1640-nucleotide messenger RNA. Lineage: Eukaryota; Metazoa; Cnidaria; Anthozoa; Scleractinia; Poritidae. The record is from the annotation of a GenBank genome assembly.
AUGAUAAAGGAAAAAAGGGGCGUCAGAGAUCGAUGGAAUCUGCUUCAGAUCAAGUUUAAACGCACUCAGUGCAGGACAACUCGGAUUAAUAUUAAUCGGAUUAAUAUUAAUGCUAAUGAUUAUUAUAAUCCAGUAAUAGAUUAUUAUAAUCCAGUGAUAGAUUGUUAUAAUCCAGUAAUAGAUUAUUAUAAUCCAUUACUGAGGUUUGAGCCGUGCCUAGAUCAAUUAGGAUUACUAUUAAUCUUAUGUAGGAUUAAUAUUAAUCAGAUUAAUAUUAAUCCUAAUAUUAGAUCCAGUAAUAGAUUAUUAUAAACCAUAACUGAGCUUUGAGCCGUACCUUAAACGAUUAGGAUUAAUAUUAAUCUGAUAAAUAUAAUCCCACAUAGCUCAAAUUUGUACAAGUCUCUCAAUAAAGAAAAAUUAAUAUUCUAUUCUAACCACGACGAAUUUGCUACUUGUGCUAGUAGUUUGUGAACAAAACUCUUAAUUACAUUCAGCCAGUAACCGCACUCCUUAUUAUACGUUAUUAUAUUUUAGUAGCAGAAGUCGGCAGUUGUCUCAGCUCUUCUGGUAAUACAGUUGCAACUGAAUUUUUUGCAGGGCCAUGAAGAUUUUUAACGUAGAAUAGAAUAAAGAUCUUAAGUAUAAAUAAAAAAAAAAAAACAAAGUGAAAGGGAUGUCAGUGCGCACAUCAUCAGAGGAAAUCCUUGAAUCUUUUCCAGUUAUUUCUAAAAGACUCAGUCUUUCUGAGUUUGAUCCAUAGAGAUAGUUAUUUCCCAGGGAGCAUUUCAUGAUUUGGACCGUCUGCGUAUAUGCUGGACUUAAAGUAGGAGUUUGUGUUAGAGGACUGGGUUUCAGGAUUGGUGUCAUAGAAGGAGCCAUUGUUGUUGAUGGGUUAGCUGGUGGCAUCCACGAAGGCGUAUGAUUGACUGAAGUGUUGGCACCAAUUUCAGCUGGACGGAAGAACUCUAGAGUUAUGUUGGCAAGUGACCUUGCAGACAACAUAUCCUGUAUGCGUUGAUAACGAUACUUUAUACAUGCCUUGUCAUUCAAUUUAACAAGAAUGUCGCCAUCUCUAAUCUGGGAGAAUGAUGCCGACUGUUCGACAGCUUCAACAAUCCAGCCUCCUCCAAUUAUUGUUUCCGGUGCUGCACUCACCCGGAUUAUAAUAGAGAUUAAUAUUAAUCCGGAUGAUUAUUAUUAAUAAUAAUCUAAUCCUUCCAAUUUUUGCCGUGCCUUAAUCUAUUACUGGAUUAUAAUAAUCUAUUGCUGGAUUAUAAUAAUCUAUUACUGGAUUAUAAUAAUCUAUUACCGGAUUAUAAUAACCAUAUUAUAAUCUAUUAUUAUUAUAAUCCACGGAUUAAUAUUAAUCUGAGUUGUCCUGUCAGUGAGAAGAGCUUCGAGUUAGUGGAAUCGAUUGUGAGUUGUCCGAAAAGGAUGCGCUCAUAGAGGAGCUAUGUGAGAAAGAAGAUAGCUUUUCCGCUAAAGAAAAGAAAAUGUCAGACGAUAAAGAGGCAGCUGAAGAAAUCAGAAAGAAGAACAUGGGGCGUAUGGCCUCGAAAAAAAAAAAUGAAGUGAAUCAGCUGGAGGCAGCACUAAAAAGAGCCGGAGAAGCGGAGGCGAUGCUUUUGAAUUCUUGA